AUGUUGAAAUAUUUAGGUCAAUAUGAUAGAAAGAGAUUAAUAUUCAUUUCUCAUAACGGCAGUGGUUUCGACAACUGGAUCGUGCUUAAAAAUGCAAAAAAACUAACGCAUUGCCCUUUAAAAACACCCAGAGGAAUUCUAUCUUUUCCUUUAUCUAAUCCAUACACGGAUGAAGAUUUACAGAAAAAAUGGAAAAGACAGAAAGAAAUAAAGGGUAAUUACUUACAACAUAUUAAUUUCACAUGUUCCUAUCAACACGAAUCCUCUAGUUUGGCUGCAUGGGGAAAUUCUUCCAAUCUUCCCACGAAUUUGAGAAAGAUUGCCGACGUAGAUAUCGCUAAAUACACGAAAGACAACUGGGAGGAAUUGAGACACGAAUGGGAACCUUACGCCAAGAGAGACACUCUCUGUUUGGGAGCUUGUUUGAUAAAAUACAACCAAGUCACGAAAGAAGUUGUAAACCAGAAUAUGUCCAAUGAUUUAACGGCUCCGUCUUUAUCUUUAAAGGGUUGGUAUUAUUUAUAUCAUUACGAUAAAGAAAUGGUGGAAGAAGAAUGGUAUGAAACUACUAGAAUGGUUGCGAAACAUACCGAAAAAGAAAAUAUAGAAAAAGUUUAUUCGCACACAAAUCCUUUUAUAAGAAAUUUUAUCAGACGAUCUAUUAAAGGAGGAAGAGUUUCGGCAAAUAGAAAAUCAUUUGAAACGAACAAAAUGGAUGAAAUUUGUAACGUAUUAAAGGAAUAUACAGAACUUGAAAAUAUACAGAGAAUCGAAAUCUAA
This is a messenger RNA of Lottia gigantea (owl limpet), 780 nucleotides long. RefSeq lists its product as hypothetical. The transcript has 2 exons. Lineage: Eukaryota; Metazoa; Mollusca; Gastropoda; Lottiidae. Bases 1 to 780 code for a protein of 259 amino acids. The record is from RefSeq and is a predicted model, not a curated record.